AUGAUGCUAGCCGUUGUCUUCUUCUUGUUGCUAAUUCAGCAAAUCUAUGGAUCAUCCUAUACCGUGAAAAUGAACGAAGUUGACGUCAAUUGCAUUAAGGAGUCAAAGAAAUUAUCGUCGCUUCCAAUUCAAAUUAUUGCUUUUAACAUAUGGAAUAACGAAUUAUCUCUUCCUGGUGCACUCGAUCUUUCAAUGACAAUCAAUGUUACGAAGAAACUCAGUGAUAAGAUACAAUUUUCAACUAAAGUCGAAAGAAAAUUCGGAUCUGCUUGGCUCGAUCUACCAUGUUUGGCGGGUAUUGGUGCAUGUGACAAAUUAUCGUUUUGUGAUCUCAUCAAACAGGCCUGUCAGAGCAAAAGUCUUAUUCGAGCCAAUGCGAAGAAUGCCUCGAAUCCAUGUUCUUGUGACCUUGAUACUGGUAUAUACACGUUUGAACACGUGCCUAUGAAAAUUAAGCGAAAGAAAAGUGCGAAACUUGUGAAACCGAUGACGACUGGAACGUAUCGAUUCAAGAUCAAAUUUUUUGAACCAAAAACGAAAGCACCCGUGGGUUGUGUGAAUGGCUAUUUAACAUUGUUUAAAGCCAAUAAAUUUCUAUAA
Adineta ricciae is the source of this 600-nucleotide messenger RNA. Lineage: Eukaryota; Metazoa; Rotifera; Eurotatoria; Adinetida; Adinetidae. The record is from the annotation of a GenBank genome assembly.